Molecule: messenger RNA, 2712 nt
Organism: Striga hermonthica
Lineage: Eukaryota; Viridiplantae; Streptophyta; Magnoliopsida; Lamiales; Orobanchaceae
Source: the annotation of a GenBank genome assembly
AUGUUCGGUUGUCCCGGUAAGAUGGGCCGCGGCGGCGGGGGAGUCGCCCGGAAGAGGAACAUUCACGCGCCGCCAAUCAGCCGCGCCGUCCGUCCGUCCAUGGGCGGCGGCCCUCGGGGACGCAGCGUGGCGCCACCGGCGGCAGCGUCGUCCCCGUCCACCUCUUCGAUGCAGGUGGAUGAGAGUUUCAGCCUUGUCAGGGAGAAUCCUUUGAAUUUCGGGAUGGCGAUAAAGCUGGCGCCUGACCUGGUGGAGGAGAUCAAGCGCGUGGAGGCAGAGGGUGGCGGUGCACGCAUCAAGUUCGACGUGAAUGCGAAUAAUCCCAGUGGGAAUGUUAUUCAUGUUGGAGAUAAAAUCUUCAGAUUCACGUGGUCUAGGGAACCGGGAGAUUUGUGCGACAUUUAUGAAGAACGUCAAAGUGGUGAAGAUGGAAAUGGGUUUCUUGUUGAAUCAGGUGGCACUUGGCGUAAGCUGAAUGUAGAGCGAGAACUAGAUGAAUCGACUAAAAAUCAUGUUAAAAGGCGAUCAGAAGAAGCUGAGCGCAAGCAUAAAUCACGAAAAGCUAUUGUAUUAGAUCAUCAAAACCCCUCUAUGAAGAAUCAAGUAAAGGCUGUCGCUGCUGCUGAAAAUUCUAAGAACCGGAAAGAACCUCCUUUCAAAAAGGCGAAACUGGAUCUACCUUCAGGCGGGCCUCCUAAAUCUGCCAACAAAUCUACUAUGCUGAAAACAACUCUUUCCAAGGGUAAAAUCUCAUCUGGCUCACCUGUGGCUUCCCAACCAGAACAACAUGGUGGGCCAGCGUCCCCAGCUGGAGGUGGCAAUCAUGUGAAUGGACAUGUUGGCAUUACAGAUGCCGCACGCACUCAAAAUACGAACAUUAUUGCCAGCGCAGGGAAAGAAAUGCCCAGCAAGUGGCCGCAUGGUAUUAUCCGAGGCAAAUCUAAACACAGUAGAAACACGGAGGCCAAACCUACUGAUUUGAAAAGUUUGGUGAUCUCAAUACUUCAAGAGAACCAGCCUAAGGGUAUGAGCCUUAAGGCCUUGGAGAAAGCCAUCGGAGAGGUUAUGCCCAACUCAGCCCGUCAAAUUGACCCUAUCUUGAAACAAGUUGCAGUUUUUCAAUCUCCUGGGAGAUAUUUAUUGAAGCAAGGGCUAGAGAAGGAAAGCGUGAAGAAACCGCCUUCUCAAAGUGGAAGUUCCCCAGCCGCCUACCGCCACCAAAUGAACCCCAUGGCAACAUCUGCCAACAACGAGCAAGAACACGAAGAACUCAACUCUACUCCUCCACGCACCACAGAUGAGCCCGCUGAUAAAACCGACACAGUUCCGAGCCUGCCCAAACAACAGCUCAGCGACAGCAAGGCUGCCGCAGGAAACAGCUCGAGCGAUAGUGGCAGCUCGAGCGACAGUGGCAGCUCGAGCGACAGUGAUAGCAGUGACAGCGGUAGCUCGAGUCGGAGCCACAGCAGCCAGCAGGCGUCCGACGAGGAUGUCAACAUCAUGAGCGAUGAGGAGCCGCCGCCGAGGCCCCAGCCGUAUGGUCCCCACCGAGGUGCUAAUUGUGUAUCUCCCGAGAGGUUUAUGAGCGGGAAGGACUCGAGCCAGCCGGUUGCAGGGACUAUAAGCUCUCUUUUUGGGCCCUCAAAGAGUCCCGAGAAGAGUCCCGUCGUAGAUAUUAUGGCGGAUAAUGAUGAUGAUCUAAGAAGGGAGUCUCCUGAGGUUCGUGCGUGGGUCGGGGCACAAUUGGGAGAAAAUGUUGCCGGUACAGCAGAUAGAUUGCCCAUGCCAAACGGGCGUGGCAGUGUGCUCCAAAACGAGUAUUCGGAUUUGGAGUUGGGCGAGUUUCGAGAGCCUGUUGAGGAUGCUACACCUUUACCGAAGAAGCAGAUUGAUAGAAAGAAUUCUUUCAAACAGAUGGAGAACAACAAGUCGAUGGAUUUCGAAGGAAGGAAUUCUGAUUUAGGAAGAGGGAAAGCACUUGACUGUAAGAUCAAUGCGGAUUCAGGGCUUAAAUUGUCAUCUCAGAAUUCAGAGGCAGUGGUUUCUGGGAUGACAGAUGGACUGUCGAAAAGAAAGGCUUUGGAAAUGGGUAAUAAAAGUAGAUUUGCUGAUGCUGGGCCGGGCCGGGCCCGAAGCUCGGAAGGUCAUGGUGAUGUCACUAGAAGAAUGCCUGUCAGUUCAGCAGAGCAGCAGCAGAAGAAGCAUGACCCUGUUCGAGGAGUUGGGCCCUUUCCAUUAAAAGGAAGCAAGAAACAGAAAUCAAAUGCGACGGGCGAUUUGAAUGGCAGGCAAGUAGAUGCUUCUUCGAGAGGUACCAACGACAGUGGUCAAAAGAAGAAAGAAUCUUCUCGAGAUGUGGACAAUUUGUAUGCCAAAUACGAUAAGAAAGAGCCUGAGCUGAAGAGUCCAAUAAAGGAUGUUUCUCAGUACAAAGAAUAUGUGAAGGAAUAUCAAGAGAAAUAUCAGAGUUAUCGUUCCUUGAGCAAAAUCUUGGAGGAUUACAGGGAUGAAUUCACUAAAUACGGCAAGGACCUCGAGACUUAUAAAGGAAGGGAUAUGAAGAGAUAUCAUGAGAUCUUGAAGCAGAUGAGAUUAUCAUUUCAUCAAUGUGGAGAGAAACAUAAACGGCAGAAGAAAAUAUUUAUCGUGCUCUAUGAAGAACUAAAGCAUUUGAAACAGAUGAUCAAGAAUUAUACAGCCUCGUAUAAAUGA